AUGAUCAAAAUAAUCAAAGAAGCAAAAUAUUUUUCUGUUAUACUAGAUUGUACUCCAGAUAUAAGCCAUGAAGAACAAAUGACUCUUAUAAUAAGAUGUGUGGAUGUUUCAGAAAGUCCAGUAAAGGUAGAAGAGUUCUUUCUAGAAUUUCUUAAGGUCGACGACACGUCAAGACUGGGACUUUUCAACGAACUUGAAGAUGUAUUGAAGAUUCUGGAACUUGACAUUUCUAAUGUAAGAGGACAAGGGUAUGAGAAUGGAUCUAAUAUGAAAGGAAAAAAUAAAGGUGUGCAGAAAAGACUCCUCGAAGUAAAUCCUAGAGCAUUCUACACUCCAUGUGGUUGCCAUAGUCUUAACCUCGCACUUUGUGAUAUGGAAAACUCUUGUUCGAAAGUUAUAUCUUUUUUUGGAGUGAUACAACGUUUAUAUACUUUGUUUUCAUCUUCUACUAAGCGGUGGGAUAUUUUCAAAGAACAUGUUUCUGGUCUCACACUUAAGUCAUUGUCACAAACACGGUGGGAAAGUCAUGUUGAAAGUGUAAGAUCAGUAAGAUUUCAAGCUACAGAAAUAAGAGAUGCUUUAAUUCACUUGGUAAGUAUAGAUGGAGAUCCAAAAAUAAAGAGUGAAGCUGAGUCCUUAGUAACAAAUGAAAUGGAGAAUUUUAAGUUCUUAUUGGGUAUGAUUAUUUGGCACAAUUUAUUAUUUGCUGUUAAUUUUGUUAGCAAAUUUUUGCAAAAGGAAGACAUGCAAAUCGAUAUUGCUAUAGAUCAAUUGAAUGGACUUAUAUUAUUUUUUGAAAAGUACAGAGAAAAUGGAUUUAAGGAGGCCAUUACUGAAGCUAAAAAGGUUGCAUCUGAAAUGAAAAUUGAGGUUGUAUUUUGUGAAAAACGUAUCAUUCGAAGGAAGAGGCAAUUUGAUGAAAGUGCUACCGAAGAGACAAUAUUAUCUCCUGAAGAAUCAUUUAGAGUUAAAUACUUUCUAUAUAUAGUGGAUCAAGCUAUUUCUUCUCUUAAGAGUAGGUUUGAACAAUUUCAGCAUUAUGGUUGCAUCUGCAGAAAGAAGCUUUUCAAAGUUAAAAUUGAUCAAAUCUUACCUUCGAUCAACUAUGUCACAAGAAAGAUUGAAUGGCUUAGCUAUAUUGUCAAUUGA
Asparagus officinalis (garden asparagus) is the source of this 1149-nucleotide messenger RNA. RefSeq names its product 52 kDa repressor of the inhibitor of the protein kinase-like. The transcript has 2 exons. The record is from RefSeq and is a predicted model, not a curated record. The coding region runs from base 1 to 1149 and encodes 382 amino acids. NCBI's taxonomy places the organism in Eukaryota, Viridiplantae, Streptophyta, Magnoliopsida, Asparagales, Asparagaceae.